AUGGCUUCCGUUACGAUUGAAUUGCCUUACCUGUCCUCUCAUUACUCCAUCGCGGAGUCAACGCUUACUACUCUUACCCAAGCUCCUACCGUUGAAUUAGUGAAUCAACUCCUAGAAGCGAUCACAAAGAAGGCCCGGGAAUACGAUGAUCUGAAGUCCGAUAAGCUUCGCCUGGAGGUAGAGCUUGAAAACGCGGUUCGCAGCAGUGAGUCCAAGGUCAAGGUCUUGAAGAGCUCUGUCGAGAAGGGCCAUGCAGAAGUUGAGGAAUCUAGGAAGAAAUUACAUGAAUCUGAAAAUAUCCGAUCCAGCCUGGAAUCCGAGAUCGCCUCCUUGAAAUCUUCUUCUACCUCCAAUGAAUCCGAAGUUAGCUCUUUGAAAUCCCGCAUCUCCUCUCUUGAAGCCUCAAACAGGGACACACUAGCACUUCUUGAGUCAAAGUCUGCAGCAUACGAUAAGCUAGCGGAGGAGCUGUCGACGCAACACAAGAAAACCAUUGAAUUGAGACGUGAACUUUCUUCUGCUGAGCAGAACCUUCAGGCUGCAAACUCGGCAUCCGCGAGUGCCCGUUUCCGCGAACAGAGUCUCCAACAGGACUUGGAUUUGACAAAGAAGAACAACGAAUGGUUUGAAACAGAACUGAAGACGAAGUCUGCCGAGUACCUAAAGUUCCGAAAGGAAAAGAGUGCUAGGAUCGCUGAGCUUCAGCGCGAGAAUGAGGAGGCUAGUGCGACCAUCGACUCCUUGAGACGCAGCGAAAAUGCCCUUAAGAGCCGGCUCGAUGAGGUGGAGCAGCGAUAUGAAGAGUCGCUUUCGAGCAUCCAACAGCUGAAGGAGGAGGCCAUCCAAACGGCUGAAUCGUUCAGAAUCGAAUUGGACAGUGCGAACAGACUCGCCGAACUGCAAGGAAAUGCCGCGGAAACCGCCAAACAACGAGUGCAGGAAUGUCAAUUGGCCUUAGAAAAAGCGAGGGACGAUGCGGCAGAGGAGAUAUCCCGACUCCGUGUGGAGGUUGAAACGGAACAUUCUGACAAAGAAGCCGCCGAGCGCCGCAUCGCUGAACUUGAGCUCACAGUGAGCCAACUUGAGUCUGAGGGUGUCGCUGGAAGGAGGUCCAUGAGCCCAGCACCAGGCUUAAACGGAGGGCCUAGCACACCUGUUCGUCCUGGUACCCCGGUUGGUACUUUUUCGCCUAGAGCCUCUCGAGGCAAGGGUGGCCUCACUCUCACGCAAAUGUAUACGGAAUAUGACAAGAUGCGAACACUACUGGCCGCGGAACAAAAGACGAGCCAAGAACUCCGGUCAACUUUGGACGAGAUGGUUCAGGACCUUGAAGCAAGUAAGCCUGAGAUAGACGAGCUGCGCGCUGAUCACGCAAGACUCGAGAAUGCUGUUGUCGAAAUGUCUAACAUUCUCGAAACUGCUGGAAAGGAGAGGGAUGACGCAACGAAGGAAGCAAGGAAAUGGCAAGGUCAGGUGGAGGGCUUAGCUCGUGAAGGGGAUAUUCUGCGCCAGCAGCUCAGAGAUCUGAGUGCACAGGUGAAGGUUUUGGUGUUGGAAAUCGCCGUUUUGAAGGAAGGUGAAGGUAGCUACGACAGGGAAGAGCUUGAGAAGAUAGCUCGAAAGGAGGUCGAGGAUGCCGCUGCAGAGCUCACCCCUACGGGCCGCUUCAUUAGCCAGAACCUGAUGACGUUUAAGGACCUCCAUGAACUUCAGGAACAGAACGUGACCCUCCGACGAAUGUUGAGAGAACUCGGUGAUAAGAUGGAGGGCGCUGAGGCUCGGGAGAAGGAUGCUGUCCGUCAACAAGAGCAGGAAGAACUGAAGGAGUUGAGGAUCAGAGUGCAGACAUAUCGCGAUGAGAUUGCAAAUCUUGUAGCUCAGACGAAGAGCUACGUGAAGGAACGUGACACUUUCCGGAGUAUGCUCACACGUCGGCGUCAGACUGUCGGUGAUUCUUCUGCUUUCUCUCAGUCUCUCCCACUCGGCGCCGCACCGCCUGGUGCUGCCGAUGAGCAUAUGAAGGACGCACCUGAUUAUGCCGAGCUACUCCGCAAGGUGCAAGCACACUUUGACAGCUUCCGCGAAGAGUCUGCCACUGAUCAUUCCGCCCUCAAGCAACAAGUAAAUGAGUUGUCGAGGAAGAACAGUGAGUUGAUGAGUGAGAUUAGCCGGUCCAGCAGUCAGCUGGGUGCUGCUACCCAGAGGGCGGAACUAUUGCAAAGUAAUUUCAACAUGCUUAAGAGCGAAAACGCCGAACUCCAGAAACGCUAUGCUGCGCUGUUUGAGAAUGCCAACCGUCAAGACAUAAAGACACAGCAAGCAGCUGAAGAUUUAGUGGAAACCAAGGGUCUUGUUGAAAGCCUCCAACGGGAGAACGCAAACCUGAAGGCUGAGAAGGAACUUUGGAAGAAUAUCGAGAGAAGAUUAAUUGAAGACAACGAGACAUUACGGAAUGAGAGAAGCAGGCUUGACUCCCUCAAUGCUAACUUGCAGACAAUUCUAAAUGAACGCGAGCACACUGAUUCAGAGAGCCGUCGUCGCCUGCAGCUCAACGUUGAAUCACUUGAGUCCGAGUUGCAAUCUACUAAACGGAAACUCAACGAUGAGGUUGAAGAAUCGAAGAAGGCGGCCCUGCGGAGAGAGUAUGAGCAUGAGCAAAGUCAGAAACGGAUUGAUGAUUUGGUGACAAGCUUGGGAUCGACUAGGGAAGAACUCGUUAGUAUCAAGACAACUAGAGACCAUUUGCAGUCUAGGGUGGAUGAGUUGACUGUUGAGCUCCGGAGUGCUGAGGAGCGCCUGCAAGUAAUGCAGUCGAGACCUAGCGUGUCCGCUGCCCCAACUGAGGCGCCUACAACUAUGGAAGAUGGUGCACAAGAGUCUGGUUUGACACGUGAGCAGGAGUUGGGUAUCCAAGUUGCUGAGUUAAAGCGUGAUCUUGACUUGGCGAAGGGUGAGCUAGAGCAUGCUAAGGAACAGGUGGAGGACUAUAGGGCAAUCAGUCAGGGGGCUGAGGAACGCUUGGAGUCUGUCACCGAGACACACGAACAGUAUCGUGAGGAAACAGAACGUCUUGUUGAAGAGAAGGAUAAGAAGAUUCAGGACCUUGAAAAACGGAUUGAAGAAAUCUCGUCCGAGCUUUCUACUACCAAUAGUGAACUAUCUAAACUCCGCGACGAGCAAGGAGAUGUUGCCCGCCGCCUUGAGGAGCAAAAGUCUCACCUGGAAGCUGAGAUCACAAGACUGAAGGACGAGAAUGAACGCCAGCUUGCCGCAGCCCAAUACCAUCAAGCAGACCUGAAGGCUCAGGCAGAAAUUUCACAGCACGCCCAGCAAAACUAUGAAAGCGAAUUGGUCAAGCAUGCCGAGGCUGCGAAGAACCUACAGCUAGUUCGCUCAGAAGCUAACCAGUUGAAGCUUGAGCUUGUUGAAUCCCGCGCCCAAGCCGACACGUACAAGAAAGAUCUGACACAAAAAGAGGAAAGUUGGAAUGAGCUGAAAGACAGGUAUGAAAGUGAACUAUCUGAGCUGCAGAAACGCCGUGAGGAGGUCUUGCACCAGAAUUCCUUGCUUCACUCACAGCUUGAGAAUAUUACGAACCAAAUCUCUGCUUUACAGCGGGACCGUGCCAACAUUGCUGAGACCGAAGACGAAGCCGAAAGCUCUGCACCCAACUUGGAAGGUCUUCAAGAGGUUAUCAAAUUCCUGCGUCGUGAGAAGGAAAUUGUUGAUGUUCAGUAUCAUCUCUCAACACAAGAAAGUAAACGUUUGCGCCAGCAGCUCGAAUAUACGCAAUCUCAACUGGACGAGGCGAGGCUGAAACUUGAACAGCAACGUCGCGCUGCUGCUGACAGCGAGCAUACCGCUCUGAGCCACAACAAACUCAUGGAGACCUUGAACGAACUUAAUCUUUUCCGGGAAAGCAGUGUUACGUUGCGUAAUCAGGUCAAGCAAGCGGAAACCGCCCUUUCAGAGAAGUCUGCACGUGUUGAUGAGCUUGUGCAACAGAUGGAGCCCCUGGAAACGCGGAUAAGGGAACUUGAGAAUGUAGUGGAGACGAAAGAUGGGGAGAUGAAGCUUUUACAAGCAGACCGUGACAGGUGGCAACAGCGAACCCAGAAUAUUCUCCAGAAAUACGAUCGUGUUGACCCAGCUGAGAUGGAAGGGUUGAAGGAGAAACUGGAGACUCUGCAGAAAGAGCGGGACGAAGCCGUGUCAUCUCGCGACACCUUACAGGAACAAGCAGCUGCGUUCCCAGAGCAACUGAAGCACGCAGAGGAGAGGGUGCAGGAAUUGCGUGCAAAGCUUACGGAACAGUUCAAGGCUAGGUCUAAGGAACUUACUGGCCGUAUUAACGCUAAGCAGCUGGAGUUGAAUACGGUGGUGCAGGAGAAGGAAGUCAUUCAAGAGGAAUUGAAGACCACCAAGGAAGAGUUGAGCGGGUUGAAAGCCAAGUUGGCUGAGAAGCCAGCUGCACCAGCUGUUGAAGAAAAACCAGCCGGCUCUGGUGUAGACUCGACGCCCGCAUCUCAGUUCCCUGGACCGACCACUCAACUGCCUGUUCCUAGCGAUGAUGAAAGAGUAAAGGCACUUGAAGAGAAGGUGCAACGCCUGGAAGCUGCUCUUGCCGAAAAGGAGGCUGCUUUGGCGGAGAAGGAUGCCGCUAUAGCCGCUAAGGAUGCCGAGCACGAGACGAAAGCUAAAGAACGUAUAGAGAAAUUGAAGGAGACUUUCAACAACAAGAUGGCUGAAGUCAGGACGGCCCACCGACAAGAGAUAGAAAAGUUGAGGACUAAUCAACAGGCCGCAUCACAACCGCAAGAACCUGGAACCCCUGUGUCGAAACCAAACCAGGCCCCCGCAACUCCUGCAAAGACGGAAGGAGAACUACCGCAACUCACCGAUGAGCAAGCUAAAGCACUGGUUGCUAAGAACGAAACCAUUCGGACCAUUAUUCGAAACAAUAUCCGGACCAUGCUUGCUAAGGAGAGAGAGAAACAGGGGGCUCAGCCUUCGGCAGGUGUGAGCCAGGAAACCUUGGCUUCCAUGGAGCAAAAGUUCAAUGAGGAGAAGGAAGCCAUCAAGAAGGCUCACGAGGAAGGUGUUGAAGAGAGAAUCAAAUCAGCCGUCGAGCUAUCUGAUAAGAAAACGUUGGUCAAGAUCAGUAUGCUUGAUACACGGUGUAGAAAUGCGCAGGCGAAGAUCGACGUUGUUCAGAAGGCGGCCACCGAGACUCCUCAGAAGCCUGUUGUUGAGGUGUGGGAAAUAGCGAAGACAACUAAGGCUCCGCCUCAAACCCAAAAGCUUGCAUCGGCUGCAUCGCCCGCACAAGUAGCGUCACCAGCGCCCGCGCCAACACCUACGCCAACACCAGCGGCAGGAGUGGUACCGACCCCAUCACCGGCUCCAGCACCGACACCAGUGCCCACUCCAGCGCCUGUCAACCAGCAGCAAGGCCCAGCAGCAACCGGCUCUGUAGUGACGGCCACUCAAGCCAAGGGACCUGCCCCAGCCGAAGUUCAGGGCCAAGGAAAUGUACAGCAAAAGCAAGAACAGCAACCACCACAACAAAGUACCGAAGGCACAGCACCACCAGCAGCGAAUGCGCCUGUGAAUCCCUUUGGACAAAGUCAGAAUAAACAGCCUACAUCGCUACCAAGUAAACCUCCUGCUGGCGCUAACAGUGGAGUUCUUAGAGCUCUCCAGUCUGGGUUGCCGGUUGCACGGGGAGGUCGAACAGGCGGGCGUGGUGGCCAUCAGCAACAGAACCCAUUUGGUGGGCAGGCUCAGCAACAAGAGCAACCGCAGCAAAACCAGGGCCAGCCUCAACAACAACAGCAAGGCCAGCCAUCCCAACGUGGCACCGGUCUCCCUCGAGGCCGCGGAGGCCGCGGGGGUCAUGGCCGAGGUGGCCAUCAGAAUGUCCAGACUGCAAACCUGCCCCAGGGACAAGGGCAGUCUAGCCCACGUGGAAACCUGAAUGCUCAAGCUCGCCAGUUCGUUCCUCAGGGAAACAAGCGGGCCCGAGACGAUGGUGGAGAGGGUGGUAAUGAAGGAGCUGGAAAGAGAAUGAGAGGUGGUGGUCACGCAAGAGGUUCUUAA
This is a messenger RNA of Aspergillus oryzae RIB40, 6099 nucleotides long. RefSeq names its product putative filament-forming protein (Tpr/p270). Gene Ontology annotation, biological process: protein import into nucleus; mRNA export from nucleus. Gene Ontology annotation, cellular component: nuclear pore. The transcript is spliced from 2 exons. Bases 1 to 6099 code for a protein of 2032 amino acids. The record is from RefSeq and is a predicted model, not a curated record. NCBI's taxonomy places the organism in Eukaryota, Fungi, Ascomycota, Eurotiomycetes, Eurotiales, Aspergillaceae. Gene Ontology annotation, molecular function: structural constituent of nuclear pore.